CUUUCUUCAGAGAGAUAUGCAGAGAGCAUUAUAUGCACAAACACACAGUAGCAGCAAAGCAAAAGCUCUGACUCACACUUCUACGUCUCUCUCUCCCUAAAUCUUCAUCAUUGAUUCGCCAUCGAAGGCUCUGCCGCAUUUAUAUCAUCUUCUUCUCACUCUCACUCUCAUCGGAAAACUUCUUUGAAGUUAUCGGAAUAGUUUUCUUCGUAUCUUGAUCUCGUUCGUUAUGCUAAACUAGAUUCACACGUUUGUUUUCUCCCAAAGCCGAGAUUCGCAUUUCGGCUUCUCGUUUCGAGUUUUCAGAUUUCGUCUUAUGGAAUCUCUGAAUCUGUUGCGUGUUGUGGGAUACUUCCCUGUAUUGUGACUAUCGAGGAAACUGCAUCUACGGUGAUUUUUUUUAUUUAGGCUUUGCGUUUUUUUUUUAAACUUGAGAAGUGGGAGAGGAGGAAGAUGGCUAAGAUGAUAAACAAGACGCUUGUACUUACCUAUAUCUACUUACUGAUCUACAUUCUUCUCUCUUCUGGAGUUAUACUGUACAACAAGUGGGUUCUAUCUCCAAAAUACUUCAAUUUUCCACUUCCUAUAACAUUAACAAUGAUCCAUAUGGGAUUUUCUGGAUUUGUGGCCUUCCUUCUUAUUCGGGUUUUCAAGGUUGUCUCUCCUGUUAAAAUGACUUUCGAAAUAUAUGUGACCUGUGUGGUACCUAUAAGUGCAUUCUUUGCAUCCAGCCUGUGGUUCGGAAAUACUGCAUAUUUGCACAUUUCAGUUGCCUUCAUCCAGAUGCUCAAAGCACUAAUGCCGGUAGCAACAUUCCUAAUGGCUGUUGUCUGUGGCACGGACAAAGCAAGGUGUGAUGUGUUCAUGAACAUGGUGCUGGUCAGUGUUGGAGUUGUCGUAUCUUCCUAUGGCGAAAUUAAUUUCAAUGUAAUCGGCACAGUCUACCAGGUCAUGGGAAUCUUUGCUGAAGCAUUGAGACUGGUGCUAACUCAAGUUCUUCUUCAAAAGAAGGGAUUGACACUAAAUCCAGUCACCAGCUUAUACUAUAUAGCUCCAUGCAGCUUUGUUUUCUUGUCCUUGCCUUGGUAUGUAUUGGAGAAACCAAAUAUCGAUGUCACGCAGAUCCAAUUCAACUUCUGGAUCUUUUUCUCAAACGCUCUCUGCGCACUUGCCUUAAACUUCUCCAUAUUCUUAGUAAUCGGAAGAACAGGCGCUGUAACCAUCAGGGUUGCUGGGGUUCUGAAAGAUUGGAUUCUCAUAGCCCUCUCCACUGUCAUAUUUCCUGAGUCCACAAUCACUGGGCUGAACAUUACUGGAUAUGCAAUAGCGCUCUGUGGUGUUGUAAUGUACAAUUACAUAAAAAUCAAGGAUGUAAAAGCAAUUCCACCAAGCACGGACAGCCUCCCUGAUCGAAUCACAAAGGACUGGAAGGAGAAGAAUUCGUCAGAUGGGGGGAGCCCCAGAGGAUUGGAACUUAACGAUGAAGAAGCCCCUCUGAUCACAUCGCGUUUGUCGCAUAUCGGGCGGACGCAGCUUGGAACCCACACCGCUGUCUAAAAAUGACCCUAUAUUGUUUCACUCAUCAGGUGAAAGACAUUAUCUCCUUUGGAACCCAAACAUUUUUACGAAUAGAAUUUACCUCGGAUUACUUAACAAUGUUUAGUCUUAAAAAAGGAAACGCAAAUGGCAAAAUUAUUUGUAGGGUCUCUCAGAGUUAUAAAUGUGUUCACUAGAUGCA
Molecule: messenger RNA, 1738 nt
Organism: Capsella rubella
Lineage: Eukaryota; Viridiplantae; Streptophyta; Magnoliopsida; Brassicales; Brassicaceae
Product: probable sugar phosphate/phosphate translocator At1g48230
Exons: 10
Coding region: 454-1557 (367 amino acids)
Cellular component (GO): trans-Golgi network; endosome; Golgi apparatus
Molecular function (GO): antiporter activity
Source: RefSeq, a predicted model, not a curated record